AUGCUCGAGCCCAGUGUGGAUUUAGUUAAGAGCGAUUCUUUCAAACUUCCUUAUACUGGUGCCCUUGGGUGGAAACAGGGCGACGAAGAAUCAAAAUGGGCUCAAAAAGCAAUUGAGACAUUAGUAAAAAAACUGAAGAAACGAAAGGGCGUUGUCGAUCGUCUCCAGUACGCAUUGUCCCAUCCCGGUGAACCUAGUGAAUGCGUUUCAAUUCCAAGAUCGCUUGAUGGACGCAUACAAGUUUCUCAUAGAAAAGGUUUCCCUCAUGUCAUUUACUGUCGGGUUUGGAGAUGGCCGGAUUUGCAGAGUCACCAUGAACUGAAAUCACUGGAAUGUUGUCAAUAUCCAUUUGACUCAAAACAAAAGGAGAUUUGCAUUAAUCCAUACCACUAUAAACGUGUUGAUUAUCCUGGUAAACUAGUCUUUAAAUUAUAUCGAUUUGCCAUAGUUCUGCCUCCAGUUUUGGUUCCUCGUCAAAGUGAAUAUCCGACAGUAAAAGAGGGUCAGUUAUCAUCUCUCGAUUUUCCUGAUUCCCAAAGCAUUCCUUACCAAGAGCCCCGGUAUUGGUGUACUAUAGUGUACUAUGAAAUGAACACUCGAGUCGGUGAAGCCUACUUCGCUUCUUCGCCUAGCAUUCUUGUUGAUGGUUUCACCAAUCCUUCAAAGAACUCCGAUAGAUUUUCUCUCGGAAUAUUAUCAAAUAUUAAUCGAGCCCCUGUUGUUGAAAAUACUCGUAAGCAGAUUGGCAAAGGAAUCCAUCUCUAUACUGUUGCUGGAGAUACAUUUAUAGAAUGUCUGUCAGAUAGCAGUGUUUUCGUUCAAUCGCGUCUCUGUAACGAGAGCCAUGGAUUUCACCCAACGACUGUUGUAAAAAUACCCCCAGGCUGUUCUCUAAAAGUAUUUUCAAACAGUGAAUUCGCUCGACUUCUGCACCAGACUGUUCCACUCGGUGUCGAAGCAGUCUAUGACAUUGUCAAAGUCUGCACUCUUCGUUUGAGCUUUGUUAAAGGCUGGGGGGCUGAGUAUCACCGUCAGGAUGUCACCUCCACACCCUGCUGGGCGGAAAUUCAUCUAAGGGGACCUUUGUUCUGGUUAGAUAGAGUUCUGCGCCAAAUGGGUCCUUCGCCAAAUCCUGUCUCUUCUGUUUCCUGA
This is a messenger RNA of Rodentolepis nana, 1152 nucleotides long. NCBI's taxonomy places the organism in Eukaryota, Metazoa, Platyhelminthes, Cestoda, Cyclophyllidea, Hymenolepididae. The record is from the annotation of a GenBank genome assembly.